Messenger RNA from Camelina sativa (false flax), 3741 nucleotides. NCBI's taxonomy places the organism in Eukaryota, Viridiplantae, Streptophyta, Magnoliopsida, Brassicales, Brassicaceae. The record is from RefSeq and is a predicted model, not a curated record.
CACACAACAAUUAACACAUCCACAAUUAACUUAUAGCUAGUAUUUAAAUACAAUUGUUGUGUGUUAAAUGAUGAGUGAUGGACACUUUUCAAUGUUAAUAAACUUCAACAUUGUUUAAAGAGUCUAUGGGUUCUUCAACCUAUAUGUUACCUAUUUCAUUGGUUCUCAUCUAUCGACUCUUCUGAGUUUUUCUUCCACCGGUUCCAAUGUGUGUCUCACAGUUUAUGACCUCGCUGGUGGUGACACUGACUCACCAAGUGUUAAAUUUGGGGGAGAAGCACUGAAGCCCAAGAGUUGGAAUCGGCUCGAUUUGGGGCAUCAGGUGCCAACGUCAUUAGCGAAGGUCUGAAUGUUUCAAUUCUGCACUGCAACUGUUCGGUUCUGGACUCAAAGAGCUGGCAAGGACAUGGAAACUACACAAUGUUUCAAUCUGAGGUCAAUGACAUGAAAAUGUUGCUAUGUGAGGUCACAUGUUGAUUGGGUGAAAAGGUUUGGAUUUCUUCGUGGAAAUUACACAAUGGUUGAAAUGUAUUUGGUAUUAUUAGAUAAGGUUUAACAAAGUUUCAUGGAAAUAACUCAAAACGCCUAGUGAGGAACCUAUCUAGACCAGCCUUUCAGGUUCCUUAGAGAAUCUUAUCGGUUCUUAUGCAACUGUUCAAUGGUUUGUUUCUAAAUUUCCAUGAAAGACUGGUCUAUAUUGGUAUUUUGAGUUAGUUCCAUGAAUCCACAGUUUUGCAAAGCAAUUGCAGCUUUGAAUCAGUCAACAUGUAAAGACUCUAUAUUGCUGACCUUAUGCCCAUACCUUGUGCCUUGUGGUCAACAUUGCUUAUAGGUCUCAGAAAACAAUUCCCACAAGUCCCUGAGGUUUGCUUUUCCUGGCUUACUUUCUCACUUCGCUUCUUAAAUUAACGUUGAAAAAUCUGAUUGAUUCAUAUUCUCACCGCAGAGUGUAGAUGUCUAUCUUUAAUUGGUUGUAAGGUCAACUUAAAUGGUUGACUGGUUAAAAGGUUAGACUUCUCCGUUGAAAACUGGCAAUUAAUAUUAUUAUUAGAAAAGGUAUAAGUUAAUUGUGGAUGAAGUAGUGGAGAAUUUUGCAACAUAACUGUGGUGUCGUCAGCGUUAUUUCUAGGUGCUUGAGUAUAGUUCUCACAAGCCCCUGACUUUGUUUUCGUGACUUACUUUCUUGUUAACCAAAGAGUAUUUUGUUUGUUAAAUUAUCUGAAGAAGAUAGUUCUUGGAGACACAUGGGGAAGAAGAGGACCGUGUUCUUUGCUUGUUUACUCUUCUUUACCAUCCUUUUAAGUCUUACCAAUGCAGGAAUAACGACAGAAAGUCCUUUGUCAGUAGGACAAACUCUCAGCUCCUCUAAUGGAGUUUAUGAAUUGGGGUUCUUCAGUCCUAAUAACUCUGUGAAUCAGUAUGUCGGAAUCUGGUUCAAAGGUAUCAUUCCGCAGGUGGUUGUGUGGGUGGCAAAUAGAGAAAAGCCUGUUACAGACUCCACUGCAAAUCUCGCUAUCAGCAGCAAUGGAAGCCUUCUGUUAUCUAAUGGCAAACAUGGCGUUGUGUGGUCAACGGGAGAAGUUUUUGCAUCGAACGGCUGUCGUGCAGAGCUUACAGACAACGGAAAUCUAGUUGUCAUAGAAAAUGUUUCAGGAAAAACUGUAUGGGAAAGCUUUGAGCAUCUUGGUGAUACUAUGCUCCCUUUCUCAGCCCUCAUGUAUAAUCUCGCCAGCGGUGAGAAGCGGGUGUUGAGUUCUUGGAAAAGUUCCACCAAUCCAUCGCCUGGUGAAUUUGUAGGUCAGAUUACACCACAAGUGCCAUCACAGUUGCUUAUUACGAGAGGCUUGACACCUUACUAUAGAACCGGUCCAUGGGCUAAAACAAGGUUCACAGGGAUACCGCUAAUGGAUGACACAUAUACAAGUCCAUUCAACCUUCAGCAUGAUGCAAAUGGGUCAGGAUCCUUUACUUAUGUUGAUAGAAACUUCAAACUUUCACGUAUAGUCUUAACAUCAGAGGGAUCAAUGAAGAGGUUUCGGCAUAACGGAACAGAUUGGGAAUUAAGUUACAAGGCUCCAGCCAAUUCAUGCGAUAUUUACGGUGUAUGUGGACCAUUUGGGUUGUGUGUUAUGUCAGUACCUUUAAAGUGUGAAUGCUUUAAAGGGUUUGUUCCUCAUUCCAUUGAGGAGUGGGAAAGAGGAAACUGGACUGGUGGUUGUGUGAGGCGUACUGAACUAUAUUGUCGAGAAAGCUUUACUGGAAAAGAUGUAAACAUUUUCCAUCCUGUUGCCAACAUAAAGCUUCCAGACUUUUACGAAUACGCAAGUUCUGUAGAUGCAGAAGAAUGCUACCAAAGUUGCCUGCACAAUUGUUCUUGCUUGGCCUUUGCUUAUAUCCAUGGAAUAGGGUGCUUAUUGUGGAACCAGGAUCUCAUGGACGCAGUGAAAUUUUCUGCAGGAGGUGAAAUUCUUUCCAUUCGCCUUGCACGUUCAGAACUAGGUGUAAAUAAGUUCAAGAAAACCAUUGUUGCUAGUGUUUUGAGCUUUUUUCUUUUUGUGAUAUUGGCUUCUACUGCGUUUGGUUUCUGGAGAUGUAGAAUGAAACAUAAUGCUCAUAUAUCAAAGCAUGCAUGGAGGAAUGAUCUGACACUACAGGAUGUCUCAGGUCUAGUGUUCUUUGACAUGAAUACCAUUCAAAAUGCCACCAAUAAUUUCAGUCUAUCAAACAAACUUGGACAAGGUGGAUUUGGUUCCGUUUACAAGGGAAAAAUGCAAGAUGGGAAAGAAAUCGCAGUAAAACGGCUUUCAAGCAGCUCUGGACAGGGCAAGGAGGAAUUCAUGAAUGAAAUAGUACUCAUCUCAAAACUCCAACAUAGAAACUUAGUCCGGAUUUUGGGAUGCUGCAUCGAAGGAGAAGAGAAGCUAUUGAUUUAUGAGUUUAUGUUGAAUAAAAGCCUUGAUACUUUUGUCUUUGAUACAAGAAAAAGGCUCGAGCUUGAUUGGCCAAAGAGAUUUGAAAUCAUUCAAGGUAUUGCUCGUGGACUUCUCUAUCUCCAUCGUGACUCACGCCUUAAGGUAAUUCACCGAGAUCUGAAGGUCAGCAACAUUCUUCUGGACGAGAGAAUGAACCCAAAAAUAUCAGAUUUUGGAUUGGCUCGGGUGUAUCAGGGAACCCAAUAUCAGGACAAUACUCGCAGGGUUGUAGGAACUCUAGGAUACAUGUCUCCUGAGUAUGCAUGGAGUGGAGUAUUCUCUGAGAAAUCAGACAUCUAUAGCUUUGGAGUUCUACUGUUAGAAAUCAUCAGCGGGGAGAAGAUCUCACGGUUCAGCUAUGGCGAAGAAGGAAAAACACUUCUUGCAUAUGCAUGGGAAUCUUGGUGUCAAACCAAAGGAGUUGAUCUUUUGGACCAAGCUCUUGCUGAUUCUUGUCAACCAUCUGAAGUUGGAAGGUGUGCCCAGAUUGGGCUGCUCUGUGUUCAACACCAACCUUCAGAGAGACCCAACACACUUGAGUUGCUGACUAUGCUCACCACAACAUCAGUUCUUCCAUCACCAAAACAACCCACAUUUGCAUUGCACCCCAGAGAUAAUGAAUCCAUGUCUAAGGAUUUGACCACUGUCAAUGACAUGACCCAAUCUGUGAUUCUUGGGCGUUAAGAAACGAUGCAAUAAUCAUUUAUUUGUUGAAGUGAUCAACUUUUUAUUUAUUCAUUAUUCAAUACAUGUUAUUAAAUUAGUCUUA